CUCCAUUAACGAACUCUCGUCACAUUAUAUAUUUUACACAUCAUCUAUUGAAGGACACUAUACCAAAAUAGUAUAGUAUUUUUAAAAAGAUAUCCGAAAGAGAACCUGCGAAUCUUGGCCUUUAAGCAACCUUUGGCUGAAGCAAUUCUUCUAUUCUCCUCUCCUUUUUUUCAUUUAUUUAUCAAAUAUAUUCCACUUUAUUCGUUUCUUCCAACUUUCAAUGCCUCUCAUAUAUAGAUGUAAAACAAAUCAAAGUAUAAUAACUUUCAAAACAUGUAACUUCGAUUCCUAUCUAUUAGAAAUUGACGAGAGAUAUGUCGAGAGCAAGAGUACGAGCUGUGACCCAUCAAGAUCUUGUUCCAAACCCGAAAACCACAGAUCUCAGCAGCAAAACCGGUAUUUUCAUCGCGGUUUUGACUAUAAUCUUUGGCCUCUCCUGCUUUGUUCUCUGCCUCUAUGCCGAAGCAACGAGAUCUCAGGCGACAUGGGGAAGCAAAACGUGCGUGUAUAACGGUAGCGGGAAAACGCCGUUGUUGUGCGGUGCGAUUGCGUUCGUGGGACUAGCGGUGGCGAUGGUGGGCUUGCACAUGUACUUACUUAUCGCAGUUACCACAUCGCCACCGCUGGUUCUAGUUGAGUGGGAUCCUGACUCUGUUCCUGCGAAGAGGCUCACGUUUCAAGCUGCCUUCUUCUUCGUCUCAACAUGGGUUUGCUUUGGUGUUGGAGAGGUUCUACUGUUGGUUGCACUUAGUGUGGAAUCAGGACAUCUAAAGAACUGGUCUAAGCCAAAACCGACUUGUCUAGUAAUCCGACAAGGCUUGUUUUCAGCGGCCGGAGUGUUCUCACUUCUAACCGUCUUUCUAGCCACGGGACUUUACCUAACCGCUCUACAAGCACAUAGAAUCUCUAAGGAUCUUCAAAACACUCAUAGAGAAAUCCUCGAGGCAUCAGUUCUUUAUGCAUCUCCUCCAAGAUCGCCCACGAAUCGGAUGGCUACGGUAGCUCGAGAAGGUCCUGCUACGGUUAGAGAUGAGUCGACGUCUUUGGAAUAUCUUGUUUCUUUAAAGCAAAUUGCACAUAUAGUAUAGUGUACAAUGUAUAGUAGCUAAGAUAUACUAGUUAACAUAAUCAUACGAGAAAAACAAUGUUCUUACA
This is a messenger RNA of Arabidopsis lyrata subsp. lyrata, 1155 nucleotides long. RefSeq lists its product as uncharacterized. The transcript has 3 exons. Lineage: Eukaryota; Viridiplantae; Streptophyta; Magnoliopsida; Brassicales; Brassicaceae. The record is from RefSeq and is a predicted model, not a curated record. The coding region runs from base 315 to 1088 and encodes 257 amino acids.